GCUGUCCAAGAUGGCGUCAGCGCCGGCCCCAUCGGCGGCUAGGCUGUACCGGCCGAACCGCUUCGUCUCGCUGCCCGCCGAGCUCGAUCCCGACACCUAUGACACGUCGCCGGAGAAGCGCCGCGCCGAGGCCGAGCGCUUGGCGAUCCGCUCCCAGCUCAAGCGGCAAUACCUGCUGCAGCUUAACAACCCCAGCCCGCCCGCCGUCAUCGAAGAUCCCGCCUUGAUACGCUGGGCCUAUGCGAAGUCGCAGAACGUCUACCCUACUUUCCGCCCGACACCCAAGACUUCCUUUCUAGGAGCUGCUUAUGCGUUAGGCCCCCUCCUCUUCUGGAUCGCUGUCUUAAAAGCUCACAGGCCACUAUAUGCCCAAAGACAAGGAGCCAAAUUCUGUCCUUCCCUGAGGAAGAAUACUUUCAGUAGACCCUCUGAAACCACUAGACUAACAUACCACUAACUCAGAUCACUCAAGCUUCAAGGAAGAGCAAUGGGCCCUUUCUGACACAGCUACACAGGGGGUCUGGGCUCCCAUGCAGACUCUGGCAGCAGAGACACCUGCACUGAAUGAAGCUUCCUGACCAGCCCCAUCAUCCCCAUGUCACAGAAUGUACUUGUAUGAGCCAAAACUUCAUGGCCCCUUGGUGUAAGGUUUGCACCACAAUCCAAAUAAAUGGGAUUUGAUACA
Molecule: messenger RNA, 685 nt
Organism: Ficedula albicollis (Collared flycatcher)
Lineage: Eukaryota; Metazoa; Chordata; Aves; Passeriformes; Muscicapidae
Gene: NDUFB4
Product: NADH:ubiquinone oxidoreductase subunit B4
Exons: 4
Coding region: 11-457 (148 amino acids)
Cellular component (GO): mitochondrion
Source: RefSeq, a predicted model, not a curated record